Symbiodinium sp. CCMP2592 is the source of this 3183-nucleotide messenger RNA. Lineage: Eukaryota; Dinophyceae; Suessiales; Symbiodiniaceae. The record is from the annotation of a GenBank genome assembly.
AUGCGCCCUGCCGAGGACCUCCAUGACGGGAGGUUGGUGCAAACUUCCCACGAUCAGGUGCCAUCCAGCAUGCUCGUCAACAGUGUCAGCGACUGUGAACGAGACGGCGCUAACCUCAGAGUGGCGUUGCAAAAGCUCGGUUUUGCGAACGAGAAGCUGAAUGGAGACGAUCAUUGCGAAUGGGAAUCGGAGGGCAUCUUUUGCAGCAAGACGGAAACACACUGUGUGGAAUAUAUCUGGUUGCAUGAGAAGAAUUUGACAGGCAAGCUGUCUGUGGAACUCGGCAAGUUGACCAGACUUACCCACAUGUGGUUCGGUGAGAACCCGCAAUUGUCUGGCAAUCUCGGGACCUUGAGUGCCCUUGCGGACCUCGUGCAACUGGAUCUGCAGAACACGAAGGUCACGGGAGAGCUAAACACUUUGAAGAAUUUGAGGAAGCUGCAGUUUCUGAAUCUAUUCCAUACGAAGGUUCAUGGGAAGCUGGAGGCUCUCUCAAAUCUGGUGGAACUCGUUGAGCUGGACCUGUCCAGGACAGGAAUCAGAGUCUCCGUCGAAACGCUGAAGAACUUCGACACCAUGACAAAAAUAAUGCUAGCGGAGACGCAGACCAGCGGUGAGCUGAAAGCCCUGAAAAAUCUUCACAAGUUGCGUCACCUGGAUCUGUCCAAAACGAACACCACAGGAGUUCUGGAGGAUCUCGUGGACUCAGAGCAUCUGGAAGAGGUCUCGCUGCGAAGUACGAAGGUGACCGGACGUCUGACUCCCAAAUGGGUUGGAAAGCUUGGAGCGCUGAGGGUUCUGGAUUUAGCAGACACCCAGGCCCGUUUCGUGCCGACGGCAGAGGAUGUACGGGAGCUUGAAGUCGGAGGCAUCCUUCCGUCCUUGGCAGUACUAGAUGUCUCUGGAUGUCCACUGAAUGCUAUGGUGGAGGAUCUCCUUUGGUGUUUUAUACAAUCAGACCGCUUGGCAAAAGUGACAGCCGCUGGGUCGAACUUGACCGGCACGCUGCCUAACAUUGGUGAGCAUGCUCUAACGCGUUCUCUCCAAACACUGGACUUGUCCGAGAACCGGAUCAACCAUGUGGAGGGAGUGGUUGCCGGAAGCCUUCUCUCCCUUGCGAACAAUCCCACCAUAUCCUUCGCACCCGGCGUCCUGGCCAGAGCCAUGAAGCGAAAAACCAGGAUGGACCUGCGAGGAGUACGUGUUGCGGAGUCGCAGGUCGACAACGAAACAAUGAAUCUGCUGGCAAAGCUUCGUGGAGAGACGCCGGUCCAGAUCGACAACGGGCGGAUUCAGUGCUACAAGUUGAAGGGCGCGACGUUGGACGUCACUCCGGGUCUCUUCUUGAUCGAUCAGUUUUGCAGCCCCUCCGCAGGGUAUGCGCGCCUCUGGGCCUCGGACGCGACGGGUCAUCAGUGCUUCUUUCCGGCGAAAGAGCGAUGCAACGCGACGAACAGCAACAGCGAAUGGAAGCAGAUUGGAUGCGCUGAAGGCUACGAAGGCGUUCUCUGCAGCAUUUGUGCAGAUGAUUUCCGAAGCAGCGCAGGCCGCUGCAAGAGGUGCCCGGCAGACGCCGCAAAUGUCCGCCAGUGGCUCGCAGGGGCUGGUCUGCUGGUCGCGUCGGUCGCAGCAGGUCUCUAUGUUGCGUGGAGGAAGUGCUCCGAGCGGCUUCCGGAACUGCAGGAGGCCAAACCGACGGAUGCCCUGAUCCCGUUGCUGCUUGGGCAGGGUCCCGUCCUUUUGCAGUUCGUCCAGCUCUGGGCACUCCUUGCAACUCUUGGCUCUACGAAGACGGCUUCUGCGGCAGAUGAGCAGCUCCAGCAGGAGGAGCUGUCCCGAUGGUUGGAGCUGACAGCAACUGGCAUUGCUGAAGCGAUUAGCGUGCAGUGUAUCUUCGGCAGGCUGGUUGUGAGCUUCAGCGCCCUUGCAUCGCCGAGCCUGCCGCUGUUCUUGCUGAUGCUUUGCCUUCUCGUGGAAGUGCUGGAUUGGAGUGGAAAAUUAUUCCGGCAUGGCAGAGGGCUCGGCAUCGAUUUGGCAUUGAAGGUGCUGUUGUUUUUCUUCAUUGGCGGCGCGGCGAGCUGCGAGAAGCUCCUGCGCUGCCAGGAAGUUGAUGCAGGCGGAGACGGCUUGGGCGCUUACGCAUACCGCUUUGCGCUGCCCCAGCUGAGGUGUGAGGACUCUACGAGUGACGAAGCCGUCUGGGCAACUUAUGUGGGAUACGGCUCUGCCGUCGCAUAUGGCCUUCUCAUCCCUGGCUUCUUGAUCUACCUCAUUACGAAGCAGAACGUAGCCCUGGCUCCGAACCGGCGCUGUGUCUCCUGGGCCAAAGUAGAUGAGCACGAAAAGGUGAUUGUGCGGGCCAGCCUCAUCGAGUUUGUGUUGAAGGAUGGCGACACGGACGAGGAUGCAGACCUGAAGGCACGGCUCAACAAGGAGAGCCAGCAGCAGAAGAAGAUAGUUUCCGACAACCUGCUGGCAGCGGCCAUUGCCUACAGCGCAGUCUUCCUUUACGGACACAAAGUGCACAUAGUGCAGGAUGAAAAAGCCGAAUCUCUGAUGUUGGAAGGCGCAAGCAUCGACGACGGAAGCUGUGAGGGUUUGGAAUUCGAUGCGACGACCGCCUUGACCACUGCCCUGUCGACCAUCUCCACCAAAGAGCACCAGAUUGAUAUUGCAAUGCGUCGGUGGCAAAGUAUCACCAGGAUGCUGGCGGAGCGCGAGAUGCUCGAGGACAAAGCUGAUUCCGACAGGGUUCUGGCCGGUGCCAAGACGAUCUUCUUCAAGUAUGCUGCAUGCGAGGACGUCUGGGUAGAAGCAUUACUCAAAGUGGUUGCCGUUGCUUUGGUCACUACUGUUUACGUGAAGUCCUUGCUGCUGACACUUUUCAUCACGGUUGGCAUGGCCAUUCUCCUUGGUGCCCAGAAGCCGUAUCAGCAGCGUCAGGUGAAUGACCUGCAGAGCGGCUGCUUUGUUUGCUUGUCCGUGGCAGCCGUGGCCUUGAAGUUUGGCAGCUUUCAGAUCUCUCGAUUUGUGCUCGUCAUACCCUUCCUCGCGGCGUGCGUGCAGACGCUGCGGCCAGAUGGCGCCGAAGCCCUAGCGCUGCGACUUCACAAGGAAGCCAAGAGAAAGAUGAAGGACGGCAGCUCCCUUGACCUGGAGGUGAAGAAGGUCAAGUUCAUCUGA